This is a messenger RNA of Penicillium canariense, 1743 nucleotides long. RefSeq names its product putative C2H2 finger domain protein. Lineage: Eukaryota; Fungi; Ascomycota; Eurotiomycetes; Eurotiales; Aspergillaceae. The record is from RefSeq and is a predicted model, not a curated record. The transcript is spliced from 4 exons. Bases 1 to 1743 code for a protein of 580 amino acids.
AUGUCUCCCAGGACCAGCAAUGACCCCGAGCGGGUCUCUCACUCUCAGCCCAGACAGACUCCCAUGGUCUCAGGAAUGUCAAAUAUGGCCUCAAGAUCUUUCCAGGAUGAUAACUUGUCGAGCCCAGGCAACUCGUCUUUAUGCUCCCUCCACACAAGCCAUGGAAAUCCCCAGGAUAUGAAAGACUGGACUUUAAACACGUCAGAGUCUCUCGAUCAGGCCAUGUCUUCCAAGGAAUCUCCCCACGUGCAAUUGCUUUCUUUCUCGCUGUCUCAGCAGCUGAUGACCCCCACGGUCGGACCAAAUGAUGUGAUGUAUGCAGGCGUGGACUUCCCAGCAGUCUCAGACCUGCAUGAUCACAAUGAAAUGCCGCGGGACUUUUACUCCUUCGUGGAUCUGUCUUCCAUGGAUAAUGAUGUUUGUGUGCAGACGGGCACUCCAGAUGAUGCCCUCUCUGUCGCACACAGUUCCCACACUGAGGAUGGCCAAUUGAUUACAGCUCCUGAGACAUGGAAUGCCAUGAUGUCUGAUGGUCAAUACCCUGGAACCACUCUGGAUCAACUCUCGUCAAACCAUGCCGGUCUCUCCCCCCUCACAGAAGCGAGCAAUGACAUUCCCAUUACCUCUGCUUGCUCCCACUCUGGAUUCCCUUCUUUCUUGGCCGCUGAUGAUACUUUCCUCGGAGACUUCACCACGUCGCCAAUCGGCAACCCAGUGAUCAACCCAGCGGAGCCGCUGUUCCCCAACACCGCCCCUCUCAGCGAAAAGGACCCAAACAGGACCAUUAGGCCCUCCAAGCAGUCCCGUCGCACAACUUUGUCCGGUGCCCAGUCCCAGGUCAAGGCCGAAUCCGAAUUCUUCCCUCAGGUAAAGACCGAAGCGGAAUUUUUCCCUUCCCUACCGGUGAGGGAGCCAACCCGCCAGAGAUCUAAGGACAGUGUUGAGGCCCGCAACCCGCGAGACCACCACUACUACCAUCUGGCCCCCCAGAAUGAUGGAAAGUACCAUUGCCCGUUUUCCGUCGGAGAGAAGCCGUGCAGCCACCCGCCCACCACGCAAAAAUGCGCUUACCAGCAAGAUCCAAAAGCUAACCGAUUAACCUACAGCAAAUACCUGGACUCUCACUUGAAACCUUAUCGAUGCAAGCAUGUCUCCUGCGUGGACAACCAGCUGCGUUUCUCCUCGAACGCAUGCCUCUUCCGCCACGAGCGUGAAGCCCAUGGAAUGCACGGCCACGGAGAAUGCCCCCACCUGUGCCUUUUCGAGGGAUGUGAACGAUCCGUGCCUGGAUUUGGAUUCCCCCGUAGAUGGAACCUGCACGACCACAUGAAGCGUGUGCACGACUACACCUCUUCCGACCGUCACAGCUCGCCUGAGGCCUCGCCGCCCGGCAUCCCAGCCAAGAAGAAGGAUCCAUCGUCCAACCGCAAGAGGAGAGGAGUCACGGGCGCCACCCCGGCUCCAACCAUGAAGCGCACCCGCUCGGUCCACUCCCAGACCGGUCUCGCCAAGGCUUCCCAAGCCACUGCCCAUAACGGCCAGCGUCUCCAGAACGCCGAGCGCAACUACUACAAGUGCCGCGCCCGUCUGGUUGAUGAACUUGCCAAGAUCACCCCACAGGACACCUCCAUGCAUGAGAAGGUCAAUGCCAGCCUUCAGGAACUGUACACCCUGGGCCUGCAGUACCGCCACCUUGAGGCCGGCCAUGCCGUUUCCCAGAUGCCCAACGGACUUCCCGCGUGA